This is a messenger RNA of Ictalurus punctatus (channel catfish), 4719 nucleotides long. RefSeq names its product protein FAM83F. The transcript has 5 exons. The coding region runs from base 139 to 1659 and encodes 506 amino acids. Lineage: Eukaryota; Metazoa; Chordata; Actinopteri; Siluriformes; Ictaluridae. The record is from RefSeq and is a predicted model, not a curated record.
CGCUCACCUUUGGCGCGUGAACAAAGGUGAGCUCCACUACGCUACUUUCGCGCUCGUGAGAACUUGUGAGUUAAAGUUAGUGUCAAGAGAAGAGAAGAGAAGAGAAGGUCUCCUGUUUAUGAGAGACCGAGAGCAGCCAUGGCUGAGUCCCAGCUAGAGUGCAUGGAAGACGGCCGGAUUGGUGAGAACAUCCCCGAGUCCAGGCCGGAGUUUUACUACAGCGAGACGCAGCGCGUGGCGCUCGAGGAACUGCUGAAGAACGGAGACGGUGCGUUCAAGACGUGCCUGGAUAAGGACAACGCCAAGAACUUCCUGUCGGCGAGCGAGAUCAAAGUGAUCCACAGCACUGUCGAAACAUACAGCACGCCCGAUGACAGCGGAGCAGCAACGGCUCGAAAGCAUGCAGACGACUCGACGUCUUUACGCUCGACCUACUGGCCUGAGAUGUCCGACACCGAAGUGCCGCUGCUGGACAUCGGCUGGCCGAACAGUGGCUUCUUUAAAGGGGUCACGCGUGGAAUGGUGUACACACACCCGCCCAAAGACAAUGGGCCACAUAUUAAAGAAGUUGUCCGUAGGCUGAUCCAAGAAGCACACAAGGUUGUGGCUAUUGUGAUGGACCUUCUCACAGAUCUUCAGAUCCUACAAGAUCUGCUGGAUGCAGCUUCCAUGCGUAACGUUGCUGUCUACAUUAUUCUAGACAGUAAGGGAGGGCCACAUUUCCUCGACAUGUGCAGAAGGCUGGAGGUCAGCCCUCACCAUAUCCAGAAUAUCCGUACCCGCAUGCUGAGAGGUGUAGGACUUGACCUGUCCUUUGGUAGAGUCCCUGGGAGUUUGAGCAACAAAUACAUGCUUAUAGAUGGAGAAAAAGUGAUGUUCGGAUCUUACAGCUUCUCAUGGAGUUCAUCACGUAUGGACAGAAACAUAAUCACCGUCAUGUCAGGACAAAUUGUCGACUUCUUCGACCGGGACUUUAGGGAGCUUUAUGCCAUCUCACGGGAGCUAAACCUCUUCAAGGAGUUCAGCAUCAGUAAACGUAAUACAGCAGCAUCAACCCGGGUGACUGUACCGACACGGCCCGCGCUGCCAGCCACCUCCCGCUUCCAAGUGAGUCUGGGAGACAAGGGGACUCUGAAAGUGCCUGCCCACAAGUACCACAACCCCAAAUACCUGCUAGCACUUGGCAACCUUCCUGAUGACAUCAGCUCUCCAGACGAUCUAAUCAAUAAAAUGGUAGAAUCUAAUAAAAAGUAUGCAGCAGAGGGGAAUCCAGUGGAAGAAGACAGUGAGAUGCUGCAAGAGCAGACCCCAUCCUCGUCUCUGAAGGGCAAUAAAGGUAUCAAAUUGUCAUGUGUACCUUCGAAAAGGAAAAAAUUUACUUUCCAGCGAAAAUCUAAACAAAAAGGAACUGGUAAGGAUGUGGGGGGAGAAGUGGGUAAGGAAGAUCCUGGUCCAUCCGCUACAACAAAACUGACACCACCCACUAAUACCAUAGAGGACAUCGCAGAGAGCCCAGAGGAACCUACUGCUGAAACAUCAAUGUCUGAAAAAACAAAGCGUAAAAAGAAGACAAAGAAUAAAAAGAACAAGUCAUCACAAAGUGAAGAUCAGGGUCCAGAAAGCCAUAAAGACAGCAAGAAGGGCUGUGCCAUCUCCUGAAGACUUGAAUGAAACAAAUACACUUGAAAAAGAAAUGAAAUCCAAGUUUCCCCUCACUCCAACAGAGGCUAAUCAGCCAACGUGUAGCUAAUAUUUGCUAGUUUCAUUUUACAAACUAAUUUAGCAAAUCUCCCAAAAACUUUGUUUUAAAAACAUCACAUUCCCAAAUCUCACUUCUAGGUCAAAUACAGAAUAUUGUAUUAUAUAGAUCAUCUAUACAACCAGUGCUAGAAAGCAUAAUGGCCCCAAGUUAUGUUAGUGGUCCAAGAUGGCUGCCUACAUGGCCUUUAGCAAUACUAUGAUGAGUGAGGGCUAAAAAUAAUUUGAAAAUUCCCACCCACUAGCUAGCUCUGCCUUACCACACAACAGGUACCAACCAGAGAGAACCUGAGAAGCAUGAAGCAAGCCUCAGAAACUCUUUCGAAUUGCUGCUCAUGCUAUGACAUAAAGCUUCUGAACAGACACGGAGGAACUAAAUAUGCCCUCAUGAAGACACCCGCGAUUUGUUAACUUUAAUAUGAUUAACACGGGAGAGUAAGGCCAUACCUUCCUCCCAGAGAACAAAUACAAUAAUGCUUAAUUGUAUUCUAAUGAGUACUAUUGCUAAGUAAAGGGUUUAUAGUCCGUGAUCAUGCUGUCCCAGCAAGCAUGCCCACAUUGGUCCUUCACAGGCAAGCCGUGGGUAAUGUGGGCCAGGGCUAAACCAUAAAAUCUCAUAUUGGCCCAGGGUUAUUUGCAUACCUGUGCAACAUUGACCUCAGCAUUGGCCCAAUAUGAGCAGCACAAACUGGGCUAACAUCACACCAAUGUGCAAACCCCUUAUAGGACAGUGUGAACUGCCACACUUGACAUUCAGAAAAAGGAAGCUAUCAACGGCUGCAACCAGAUUUCUGAGAAGGCAGGUUGUGAAAAACACUCGAGUGAAUGCAAAAGUCACAUAGCAAGACUUAGAGACAACAGGCAGAGAGUUUUCAGUGAGCACAGUAAUGUGCGUACUAAACGCAGAAGGUUUCCAUGCCAGAAGUCAAAGACGUACACCACUACUGACCAAAAAAUACAAGAAAAGUCGGCUCAAAAUCAUAUAAAUAAGCCACAGAAGUUUUGAGUUUUGGGGUUCUGUUCUGUGGAGCGAUGAAACAAACUGGUACUUUUCAGCACGAUGGAUCAGCGGUAUGUCUGGAGGAAGAAGAAUGAAGAAAGAACACUCUGUCCACAGUCAAGCAUGGUGGUGGCUCAGUGAUGCUCUGGGGCUGCUUUGCAUCCUCUGGCACUGGAAACCUGUAGUGUGUGGGAGACAAGAUGGGUUCACUGAAGUAUCAGGCAAUCCUAGGAGAAAAUGUCAUGCCAUCUGUGAGGAAGCUGAAGCUUGGGCGUUAUUGGACUUUCCAACAGUACAAUGAUCCCAAGCAUACCUCAAAUUCCACCAAGGCUUGGUUGCAGAAAAAGCCCUGAAAGAUUCUACAGGGCCAUCACAGUCACCCUGUAGAAAAUCUCUGGUGGGUUUUGAAGAAGGCGGUUACAGCACACAAACCCAAGAAUGUUAGCUAUUAGUUAGGCCUUUUGUUAAUUUUACCAAGUAUAAUCACUUGACAUAGUCUUUACUGAAUGGCUACAUAAAUCUGCAGUCUGGGCUGGAAAGAAAGCCCCAGCUUUCCAAUUAUUCUAAGUCCCAGCUAUUCUGUGUAUUUUUACUUAUGACCGUUGGUGGUGCUAUAGUUUUUGUUUCCACAAAAGUAAAAAAAAUAAUCCAUUUAAAGAAAUCCAUCCACCCAUAUUGCUUGUCCUACACAAGGUCGCCUGGAGUCUAUCCCUGGAAACUCAGGUACAAGGCAGGGUAAACCCUGGAUGGGGUGCCAACCCAUCAUAGGGCACAAUCACACACAGUCAUACACUACAGACAAUUUGGAAAUGUCAAUCAACCAACAACAUGUCUUUGGACUGGGGUUGGAAACCAGAGUACCUGUAGGAAACCCCCAAAGCUCCACGUACACAGGGCGAAGGUGGGAUUCGAUCCCCCAGCACAGGAGGUGCGAGGCAAACAUGCUAACCAUUUAACCACUUUGCUCCCUUCCCACUUAAAGCCAUUUGUUAAUAAAAAUAAAUAAAUAAAUAAGAAAUGAAACAGCAGAUAUAGCACACCAAACAUGUAUUGGCUACGUUUCUGCAGUUGGAUUAAGGGAAGAUUUGUGAUAUAAUAUAAAAAAAAAAUUAUAUAUAUCAUUCUUAUUCUGAAUCCUUCUACUAAAAUGUUAUGGAUUCCUUUUUUCUUUUUUAACUUGUACAUUCUCAGGAACAGCAAGUCUGUUGGACUAAGUGUACUUACAUUUGAAUGUAUUUUAUAAGAACUAUUAUAGACACAAAUUAUAUGUUUAAAACAGAUUUUAUGCGAUUGGUGCAAUGUUCAAAAAGGUGCUGUGUAAAUGAUAUAGAGCUGUACUGCCAUCUAGUGAUUACUUUGUGUCUGUGCAUAUAUGUAGGGGUGUGUGUGUGUGUGUGUGUGUGUGUGUGUGUGUGGACUAAAAAAAAAAUAUGACACUGAACAAGAGUAUGAGUGUGUUACUGUGUUACUUCCUCCUCUUGAGUUUACUGGCAUGUGCGUGUGUAUCCUGGGUGUGUUGCAACAGCGCUAACCACAGAAGGGAACGGCAAUUCAAGGAAGAGUAAAGGACACAUUCUGCAGCAACUCUUUAACAGGAAGCAGAGAAACACAGGAAACAGGGCCCAGUGGUAAAAUAGCACCCUCGCUAAACCACAAAACACAUGAUCAUAAUGGCUGGGUGGUUGCUAUUAAUGACUGAUUUAACAGUGAUAGAAAAAAAUUAGAUAUGAAAAAGUGAGCUUUAAUGAGCCUUAAAGGACUAUAGAUAUUUGGAAAGGGUGAUUCCAUGAUUGCAGUGCCAUUUAGCCUUUUAUUUUUAUUUUUAUUUUAUUUUAAAUCUUACAGCCUACAACGCGUGCCUUUGCACUGGGGGAGGUCCCAAAGGAACCCCCUGAAGCACGGGGUGAACAUGCAAACUACAUUCUUAUGAUUUACUUAAAUAAAUAUUUUUUUAAAUAUAA